AUGAUGACAGAGGCAGACAACAAAUAUGACAAAGAUGACAUAAAGACAACAAAGAUGAAAAAGAUGACAAAAAAGAAGAUGACAAGGAUGAUGACAAAGACAACAAAGACAAAGUUGAUGACAAUGACAAUGGUAAAGAAGACAAAGAUGAUUACAAACAUAAAUAUGACAAAGAUGACAAAAAAGACAAAUAUGAGAAAGAUGACAAAGAAGACUAAAAAGAUGAUAAAAACAAAUGGCGAAAAAGACAACAAAGACAAAGUUGAUGACAAAGAUGAUGACAAAGACAACAAAGAUGACAUAGAUGAAAAGGCUGAUAAAGACUACAAAGACAAUAACAAGGACAGCAAAUAUGAUAAAGAUGACAGAGAUGAUGACAGAGAUGACAGAGAUAAUGACAACAAAGAUGACUAUGAAGAUGAUGGCAAAGAUGACAGACAAUGGCAAAUAUGA
Molecule: messenger RNA, 453 nt
Organism: Protopterus annectens (West African lungfish)
Lineage: Eukaryota; Metazoa; Chordata; Ceratodontiformes; Protopteridae
Exons: 1
Coding region: 1-453 (150 amino acids)
Source: RefSeq, a predicted model, not a curated record